AUGAAACAGGGGCUUAACCUUUACUUUUUCGGCGGGGUGGUGGUUGUGGAGUCCUCACUGCUGCUUAUGUUUGAUCACAUGAGGUUUGAGCAGGUAGUUGCAGAGACGCAGCCAAGGCUGCAAGCACAAAGGAAGUUUGCUCAGUCCCAGCCAAACAGUCCCAGCACAACUCCAAUAAAGAUAGUGGAGCCGUUGUUACCCCCUCCCGCCACACAGAUUUCUGACCUCUCCAAAAGGAAGCCCAAGACAGAAGAUUUUCUCACUUUCCUCUGUCUUCGAGGUUCUCCAGCCCUGCCCAGCAACAUGGUAUAUUUUGGAAGCUCUCAGGAUGAUGAGGAUGAAGAAGAGGAGGAGGAGGAGACAGAGGACACAAAAACAGCCACAAACAAUGCUUCAUCAUCAUGCCAGUCAACCCCCAGGAAAGGAAAAACGCAUAAACAUGUACCAAACGGGCAAGUUUUCAAUGGGUCCAGCAAAUCAUCGAAGGAGAAAGAACCUGCUCAGAAACACAAAAGCAAAGAGGCCACACCAGGGAAGGAGAGGAACAGCGAACAUAAGGCUGAGAGCCGAAAAGACCAGGCUGCUGCUAAUCACCAUCCUACUACAAACACUGGCUCCUCUACGAAAGGGCUCACUGCUAACAACCACCACACUCUUCAUAGAUCGGCUCAGGACUUAAGGAAACAG
Messenger RNA from Pelecanus crispus (Dalmatian pelican), 687 nucleotides. The record is from RefSeq and is a predicted model, not a curated record. Lineage: Eukaryota; Metazoa; Chordata; Aves; Pelecaniformes; Pelecanidae.